CGAUCACGUGACUGCUUCACUUGGCUUCCAAAGAUGGCGGCGGAAAGUGACAAGAAGCAUAAAAGUGUCGAAAAAUUGUGCCGUAAACGAGUGACUUUCUACGAAUUAGCUGUGGAUCUCAUAGGUUUGGCAUUUGGCUUGUUUCAUCAUUGGCAUGUGUCUACGCUAUUCGAAAAUGACCGGCAUUUCUCGCAUCUGUCCGAAAUCGAGAGAGAAAUGUCUUUUCGCACGGAAAUGGGGAUGUAUUACUCUUAUUACAAGACGAUCGCGGAAUCGAAAACAUUUAUGGACGGGCUGAGAAAAAUUAGCCACGAUAAUAUUUCGGAAUAUGGGAACGUUAUCAACGCGGCUAGAAAAUAUAGCUUGCUACCAGAGUUAGUGGCUGGAUAUCUUUAUCAUUGUGCCAAGAAUUUGGGGCUUAUAUCUAUAGAGCAGUGUUGGCAAAUAGAAAGAGGAGAAGGUUUGUCACCGGUAACCAGUUGCGAGGGUCUAGGCGUCCCAGUUUAUUUUUAUUUGGAAAUUGUUUGGACUUCCACUAUACUUACAGUAGCUAUACUAUUCUAUUAUGCCACUUUCCUUGGCAAUAGCCUGUACAGUGGAUUCAUAGCAGUGCUUCUCUUCUUUUAUAACCAUAAUGAAUGUACACGUGUUCAAUGGUCUCCACCGUUGAGAGAAAGUUUCGCUUACCCCGUGUUACUAUGUCAAAUGUACACGUUGACUCUGAUUCUUAGAGAGGGUACUCAACAGAGCAAGCAAAAAAUACCAAAAGACUUACUCCAGAAAAUGGGCAUGGCAACGAUAAUUAGUUUAUGUUGUUGGCAAUUUUCGCAUUUCGUAUUCAUCACGCAAAUCGUUGCCCUUUUAAUAUUAAAAUGGAUGAAAAUAAUUUCGAACGAUCUUUACAGAUCUAUUUCUAAAGUUCACGGUUGGUCCAUCGUGAUAGCAAUGGGUAUCACCGACAGUUUCCCCUUGCUUUUCUCCAUGUACUUGUGUCUUUUGCUCGUCAGCAACGCUUUGAACGUAACCGAGAAAUUGACCAAUUUUAUCGGCUCAAAACUACAAACGAUCCUCGAAAUAGUUUCCACGAUUUUGUGCACGGUAUACUUAAAGUCAAUCUACGCCUUGUUAUACGAAGACACGGCGCACGUGUUCAAUUUACUUAAAACGAAACUGAUCGGUUACAAAGAUUUUCACACGAUGCUGUACACGUGCUCCCCGGAAUUCGAUUUCCUCCAAUACAGAAGCUACGAGGCGAUCGUAAAAACGUUACUUCUACCGUCUGCCAUUCUCGCCGGAAUGCUGGUGAUCUAUUUUUGGUACAGGAAUUACAAAAUCAAAGGGUACCCUAAAUGCAUAGAAGCGGAUCUCGCGUACAACGGACUACAGACCGGAGCCUUCAUUAUCAUGGCCGUUUUUAUCAUGAGAUUGAAACUGUUCAUGAAUCCUCAUCUCUGUAUAAUAGCCGGCACGAUAUGCGCGAACAGAUAUCUGGAGAAACUUGGUAUAAAGAGAAAGAUAAUCAAGACUGCCAUUAUAAUUCUAUUGAUAUCCGCGAUAUCUUACCACGGAUUAGAAAUAUUGCAAGAAGAGCGAAGCGUUAUGGGUGAAUACAGCGACAUCGAGCAAGAAGAACUAUUCGAGUGGAUCAAAAAGAAUACACCUGAACACGCUGUGUUUGCCGGGAAGAUGUCUUUGAUGGCAAACUUAAUGCUCUCGACGGGAAGGCCGAUCGUCAAUAACCCUUACUACGAGAGCAAAGAGAUGAGAGAUCGGACUAUGAAAGUUUACGAAGUGUUCAGCAGAAAAGACGUCACAUCCGUAUACGUGACACUUAGGAACUUACAGGUCGGAUACGUCAUUCUAGAGGCAUCGAUGUGCUUUGGCUACGCAAAUUUACCAUCGCAAUGCCAAAUGAUCGACUUGUGGGAUCUUGUGGACAACGGAGUGGCGAAGGCUGCUGGAAAGCAACCCGUGUGCCCGAUGCUGUUUCGAGGAAACGCUUACCUCAAACGAUCGUUCGUAAAUAAUCGUUACGUUGUUCUGCAGCUUGAUUAUUCUUACUGCGUGGAAUUGAAACCGAACAAUUCCCUUAAUUACCAAUCUUAAAUGGUAAUUGUGAUCGAAUAUGUGACAAAUCGAAAAUACCUCGCCGAAAUUGCAGAGAAUAUUUUUCCCAACAGAGAGGCAAUUAUGUAUAAUACUUAUAUAUAUAUACAUAUAUAUAUAUUUUUUUUUUAAAGAACAAUGACUCGUUGAGACGAGCCAAAGUAAUUUUGUUAGAACUAAAAAUGCGAAUAAAAAUGUUAACUA
Molecule: messenger RNA, 2310 nt
Organism: Apis florea (little honeybee)
Lineage: Eukaryota; Metazoa; Arthropoda; Insecta; Hymenoptera; Apidae
Product: protein C-mannosyl-transferase DPY19L1
Cellular component (GO): nuclear inner membrane
Molecular function (GO): mannosyltransferase activity
Source: RefSeq, a predicted model, not a curated record